AUGGAUACUGAUCCACGUUGUCCCAUCUUUUCUAUUGGAUAUAUUCUUCAAAAACUCCAUAGCCAAGAUUCGAAAAUUGAUCUAAUAGAUCUAUAUCACCAAGGUGGUCUCAUUGAAAUACAACAAAAGUGGAAAUGUAAUUUCGAUUCUGAUAGUGAAAAAAAAGAAUGUUUUCCUACGUUCUAUUUCAAUUUAUUACAAAGUGGAAGCGAUGAAUUAUCUCCGGGUAUCAAUUAUCGAUUUGCUGAGAAAUACAAUAUUAACAAAACAGAAUAUCGAACAUUAACGAAAGUAUAUGGUCUUCGUUUUGUUUUAUCGAUUAGAGGUAAAGGAAGACGAUUCGAUGUUGUUCGUUUGUUUGUUGCAAUCGGAUCUGGAGUUGGUUACACGAUAUUUGCACAAAUAAUAUGUGAAAUUAUUCUUAGGCGAUGUCAUAAAUAUCGUGAUGAAUAUCGUCGACAUAAAGUCAAAAUAUGUCGUCUAAAUCUAUCUACAAAUAAUAACAAUCCGACAGAUCUUGCAACAAUAGUCGAUACUUUUUUGGCUGAACCUUCAGUUCUACCUGAAACAAUACGUCAAUCUGAUGUGUAG
Molecule: messenger RNA, 591 nt
Organism: Adineta steineri
Lineage: Eukaryota; Metazoa; Rotifera; Eurotatoria; Adinetida; Adinetidae
Source: the annotation of a GenBank genome assembly